This is a messenger RNA of Musa acuminata subsp. malaccensis (wild Malaysian banana), 1640 nucleotides long. RefSeq names its product probable indole-3-pyruvate monooxygenase YUCCA9. Gene Ontology annotation, molecular function: NADP binding; N,N-dimethylaniline monooxygenase activity; flavin adenine dinucleotide binding. The record is from RefSeq and is a predicted model, not a curated record. NCBI's taxonomy places the organism in Eukaryota, Viridiplantae, Streptophyta, Magnoliopsida, Zingiberales, Musaceae.
CUCCAUUGCUUUCUUCCUUGCUAUCUCCAAGUCCAGCUUCCAACUGCUCUCAUCACUUCUUUAGCUCUGCUCUGUUCCCACCUGCCGUUGCAUCCAAUCCCCACUUACACAACCAAGAAUGGUCUUCAUGGCUGAUCAAUUCGACUUCUUCUCGCGGAGGUGCGCGUGGGUGAACGGUCCGAUCAUCGUCGGGUCCGGCCCCUCCGGCCUGGCCGUCGCAGCAUCCCUGAAGGAGCACGGCGUGCCCUUCGUCAUCCUCGAGCGAUCCGACUGCAUUGCCUCCCUCUGGCAGAAGCGCACCUACGACCGCCUGAAGCUUCACCUCCCCAAGCAAUUCUGCCAGCUGCCCAACUUCCCCUUCCCGGAGGACUACCCCGAGUACCCCACCAAGAAGCAGUUCGUCGACUACCUGGAGUCGUACGCCAAGCACUUCGAGAUCAGCCCCCGGUUCAACCAGUCCGUGCAGUCGGCGAGGUACGACGAGACGAGCGGGCUGUGGCGCGUGAGGACAGUCGGAACCGGCGCCGAAGCGGGCAACAGGAGCCACGAGAUGGAGUACAUUGGCAGGUGGCUGGUGGUCGCCACCGGUGAGAACGCGGAGAAGGUCGUCCCCGAGCUGGAGGGACUGGGGGAGUUCGGCGGCGACGUGACCCACGCUUGCGACUACAAGUCCGGCGAGGCCUACCGCGGCAAGCGCGUGCUGGUGGUCGGCUGCGGAAACUCCGGCAUGGAGCUCUGCCUCGACCUCUGCGACCACGACGCCUUCCCUGCCAUGGUGGUCCGCGAGUCGGUUCAUGUACUGCCGAGGGAGGUUCUCGGGAAAUCCACGUUCGAGCUGGCUGUUAUGCUGAUGAAGUGGCUGCCGCUGUGGCUGGUGGACAAGAUCCUGCUGGUAUUGGCAUGGCUGGUGUUGGGAAGCAUCUCCAAGUAUGGGUUGAGGAGGCCGUCCACAGGUCCCCUGGAGCUCAAGAACACGCAGGGGAGGACCCCUGUCCUCGACAUCGGGGCUCUCGGCAAGAUCAGAUCCGGCGACAUCAAGGUGGUCCCUGGAAUCAAGAGGUUCUCACCGGGAAGAGUUGAGCUCGCCGACGGCCAGGUCCUCGACAUCGAUUCCGUCGUCUUGGCCACCGGAUACCGCAGCAAUGUCCCUCAGUGGUUUCAGGGAUGUGAUUUCUUCUCCAAGGAUGGGUUUCCAAAGACUCCAUUCCCCAACGGGUGGAAGGGGCAGUCUGGCCUCUACGCAGUGGGCUUCACGAAGAGAGGCCUCUCUGGUGCUUCCUCAGAUGCAGUGAAGGCGGCCAAGGACAUCGGUCGGAUGUGGAGGGAGGAGACGAAGCCCGCAAAGCGGCCUGUCGCCUGCCACCGGAGAUGCAUCUCGCAGAUCUGAGGGCAUGGCUCAUCAUCUCCUGCAAAUUCUUCUCUACUUCUUUGUUUUCCUUUUUCGUGUGGCUGAGAUGGACUGUAGACUAGUGUAACAUAGAGCAGCAGAAGUGCAUGGAGCCCUCUCUCAAUGGUGCCCAAGUUUUGGAACAACAAAUGGGCCUACUGUACAGAGAACAGUUGAUGAUGAUGAGGCUUUUCUCACUUUUGUGAACUUUGUACACCCUUUCACAGCAUUACAUCAAUGGAAACACUACUAC